ACCAACGCGGUCAACACACCCAGCUCUUCCGGAUCCAAAGCUCCGACGAUAAACUCCAUCGGACAGCUCCGUGCAUCUCGCCAGGCGGAUCUCGCGAUUUCGUUUCUUGCCGCGCGCGUGAAACAUCCAUGGCUGCCAUCGUCGCCGGAGGAGGAGUGCUGCAGCUGCGCGUCCCGUCGGCCUCGUCGUCGGCGUUUGACCCCGCGCGGUGGCGGAGGACGCCGUCGGUGAGGUGCGCAGCCGUGCGCGGGUCCCCCGGGACGAAGCCCGCGAUGGACGACGACCACUACCGGACGCUGAGGCUGGCGCCGGGGGCCACCAGGCACGAGGUCAAGAAGGCCUUCCACCGCCUCGCGCUGCAGUACCACCCGGACGUCACGCGCCACCACAACGACGGCGAGGACGACCAGGACAACGUGGACUUCCAGCGGAUCAACGUGGCCUACCAGAGGGUGAUGGCCAACAUGCGGGAGGCGGAGGCGAGGCUCGAGCACUGGCGCGCUCGCUACGGCCUCGCCGACGAGGACCUCGACCGGUACCGGCGCUACCUCCACGAAGACGACGGCGAGGACGACUGGUUCGCCGACCUUUGA
Messenger RNA from Lolium rigidum, 593 nucleotides. Its product is annotated as chaperone protein dnaJ 8, chloroplastic-like. NCBI's taxonomy places the organism in Eukaryota, Viridiplantae, Streptophyta, Magnoliopsida, Poales, Poaceae. The record is from RefSeq and is a predicted model, not a curated record. The transcript has a single exon. Bases 129 to 593 code for a protein of 154 amino acids.